AUGGCAACAAAAAUAGACGCAACACCACAGCCACAACCACCACCACCUCCCUUCAAGCUCAACAUGACACCCUGUGAAGUUGUCCACCACUUGGCUUCAUCCAAUGCGGUGGUGAUCUUCAGCUUGAGCGACUGCUGCAUGUCGACAGUGGCCAAACGCUUCCUCAUCAGCCUCGGCGUGGGACCAACUAUUGUGGAGCUUGACAAGGAGUCUGAUGGAAAUGCUAUCCGGUCUUUCUUGAAUCAAAUUUCUGGGGCUGAGCAGCCUGUUCCGGCUGUCUUCGUCGGCGGUAAGUUUGUUGGUGGUGUGCAGACUCUCAUGGCCAAACACAUCAAUGGAACUCUUGUCCCUCUUCUUAAGGAAGUUGGUGCUCUCUGGCUCUAA
Messenger RNA from Vicia faba (fava bean), 384 nucleotides. The record is from the annotation of a GenBank genome assembly. NCBI's taxonomy places the organism in Eukaryota, Viridiplantae, Streptophyta, Magnoliopsida, Fabales, Fabaceae.